Molecule: messenger RNA, 2953 nt
Organism: Physella acuta
Lineage: Eukaryota; Metazoa; Mollusca; Gastropoda; Physidae
Source: RefSeq, a predicted model, not a curated record
UCGACGGUUUCACUUCAGCAAAACCCCGGCGCUAGACGGCGCUGUUAGCACGUCACAAUGCAGGACAUUGUCCUAUACUCAGGGGACUUAACUCCUGGAUUAACGGUCUCGUUAACUAAAAAUUGACGCAAGGCAAAGUUUUGCUACAGCGUGUGUCAACAUUUGUGAGUAGUUUCGCGUGAACUUGUUUUAUUGGGUGAGAACUGGUCACACAUUUUUUGCCAGCUUUUUGACAACAGGAAAUUUUUUUUUCUAUCCCAUGGAUAUUUGUGCCGCCCAGUAACUGGUGACGUCACGAUGGUGAGCACAGCUCAGCGCGCCCCGCCCCCCGCACCAAAAGGUGACCGGAUGUUUGUGGCCCUGCGGCUCGGCCCCGUGACCCGGGCCCCCAUGUACCAGGACCCCCUAGCCAGCAGCAUCCUGCCCGCCGUCCAGGGUUCGAGUCCAGCCCAGCCGGUCAAAUAUCCCAGGAUUAUCGUCCGGGAUUUUCUUGGUCGGACACUGGACACUUACACCACGCUACAGGAGGCUAUUUAUAGAGCAAGCUGGACCAGGAGGAAGAUGGGAGACUGGCCCCGGACCCCCCUGGAGUGGCGUCUGCCCAAAGCCCCAGCCCCAGCCAAGCCGGACUACUCAAGGUCAGGACCUUUGACCUACAGCAGUCGCCAUGACAACCGCUAUGACGUCACGGCCCAGAGUCAGGACAGCAGGAGGAUGGAGCUCACAGCCAACGUCUUGGUCAACCUCCCGACUGUGGAAAUAGCUGUGGAUGACGUGUCUUUUGUAGCUGAAAGCUUGAACCAGCUGCCCAACCUCCCGUCCUUCACCUUCCUCCGCCACUCCCUCCUGGCUGGUCAAGCGACCUACGUCCAGAUUGUCGCCUCCAUCCUCCUGCACCAGAAACAGCUCCGGGAGCUGGACCGGCGGGAAGCUGUCUGGUCGUUCCCCGGCUUCUGCACCGGCUGCCAGAGAGCUGGGCUGUGUUACGGCUGCAGCAAGAGCGCAAAACCUCACGUUCACGAGGAUAUUCCCGCCAUGACAGGGGGCGGUUUCCGGUUCUGGAAGCGUGACAGACCACGUGACCCGCAUCUGUGGAAACAUCCGGGCAACUGGAAGGUACCGUCGUCAGAGGAGGAGCUUAAGUCUAUCAUAGAGAGGUACGGUGACCUGGCCAGCUACCAACGUGCCAUGAUGAGGGCGGGGCAGAGGAUGGCGGACACCGGUGACGUCACCAGCGCUGACCAGUCACGUGACGGCCUGAGGUACCAGCGACUAAAGAGUCUGGGAACAUAUCCACCUCGUGUCGCUAUCGUCACCACCGAUGAUUUUGUUGAUGAAAUGCUCAACGAUAUGUACGGCCAGAGGAGAGGUGUAGAGGACAUGGACGGCCAAAGGACGGAUGUAGAGGACAUGGACGGCCGAGAGUUGGAUAGAGAGGACAUCUCUAGAGGACCCAGGGAGAGCAGGCGCAGGAGAGUGGGGGUCGUGGAUGACAGGAGUGGGUCAGGGGUCACUGAUGACCCGUCGUCAGAUCCUGGCGCAUUUCGGGUCACUGUGAGAAGCAGAGGAGGGGAGGAAGUGGAUGAGCUGAGAGACUGGAUUCAAAGAAGGAGAAAUGAGGAAGAUGAAGAUGAGGGGAUAGAACUAGAAGAACGCCGACAGCGGUCACGUGUUUCUGUAUCAAAAUGGAGUCCGGCGAAAAAAGGAAACAGCAGCCCACCAGCCGCCCCCAAGAGAUCGAGGUUCGAACAGAAACCGUCGGACGAGGAGACAGAAGAGCUAACCCGCCUCCUCAGAGAACGUGCCAAAGAAAAUGUGCCGUUUGGUAAAAAACGACGUGACGUCAGCUAUCAAGCGCCCAAGUUUUUCACGGUGCAGAAGACAUCUCGUCACGUGACUGUGGCCAGAGACCCCUUCAGUGACAAGCGUGACCUUGACCUACCCAAAGGUCCGGCCUUCCAGCUCAAAAAGUCGGAGAGAAAAACAACCAAGUUCGUCGAGUUCAAGAAAGGAGAGAGGGGGUGGAAGGCGCCGAAGAAGUUCGAGGUGAAACAUGAAGAGAAGCAGCCGACCAAAUUCUGGCAGGGUUCGAGUCCCAGCAGGGACAGACGCAGUAGGAGAAGGCGUGGCGAGGGCAGUGACGACGACUCGAGCGAGAGACGCAGACGACAGAACAAUUCUCUGGACUCAGGUAUCGCCAGUGGCUCAGCAGGUGAGACUGACGUCAUCCCUGACGUCAUUCCUCCUCAGCCAGAACACAUUGCCACCGAGGGACAGGACGACAAGAACCAAGAUGGCGACACGAACAAGACAGGGGAAGUAAUCCAGAGAGAGCCGGUCAAGGUCAAACGCCGAGAAGUGGUCAAGAAAACGAAAGUAGAGAGACCAGUCACUCCCCCACCAAAGAGCCCACCGAGACUUCCGUCCCCACCCCCAGUGAGGAAACGGACGCCGCCCGCCCCCUACACCAAGCCCCCCACCAAGCCCCCACCCCCCAGCAGGAGGAGCCGCCCCUGCCAGAGCUGGAACUACCCGAGGUUCCUGACCUGCCGGAGAUCGAGGAUAAGCAGCCUGAGAAAAGAAAACAGAAGAUGAAAUUCUCGGUGGAAGCCCCGCCCCAGGCCACGCCCACAGACGUGCCAGUCAAGAGAAGGGCGGCGCCCAAAGUCAGGCGCAUCCCCAAGCAUUUAUCUCGGCCGAGAAGGUCAAGGCCAGCCGAGGCCCCCGUGCUGCCCGAUGACCUGAUGGACAUCCAGGGACCCUCUGGACUUUCUCAACAAGUAUUGCAUCAUUAAUCCUGACCGACUUCCGUUUUACGAGAUCGUGUUUGAGGCGACGGUUGCAGAUCAGAAGCCUCGCUAUCAUAAACCGGAAGUGGAAGUUUCAGACCAGCCGGCAGUGGAGGAUGAAGGUAACAAGGUGGAGGGGGAGGCUGUACCUGUGGAAACGAAAA